Messenger RNA from Ipomoea nil (Japanese morning glory), 1462 nucleotides. RefSeq names its product probable vacuolar amino acid transporter YPQ1. The record is from RefSeq and is a predicted model, not a curated record. The transcript is spliced from 12 exons. Lineage: Eukaryota; Viridiplantae; Streptophyta; Magnoliopsida; Solanales; Convolvulaceae. Bases 162 to 1316 code for a protein of 384 amino acids.
UUUAAAGAAGAAAGCUUAGAGCAUUACUGGAAGUAAGCAAGCAAGUAAACUGUGUUAGUUGAGGAAUCCUUCAUUUCCGUUCCGAUAGCGCCGCGCCGCGCCGACUCAAGUCUUCAACAUUGCACCGCCUGCUCCGCCUAAUCUUCAUUUCUGGGAGAUCCAUGGAGGCGUCCAUGUCGUUAGCUCAGAAUUCAGGUCCCUAUUGCGUGGCGGAGAAGAAGCCAUGCGUGGUUUGGGUGGAGAAGUAUUUCAAGGACUGUCUCUGCAACAUCAGCGACGACUUCUCCUUCGUUCUCGGCCUCUUCAGCCUCAUCUGCUGGGGCGUCGCUGAAAUCCCUCAAAUCGUCACUAACUUCCGCACUAAGUCCAGCCAUGGCGUCUCCCUUCUCUUUCUCCUCACUUGGAUUGCCGGAGACAUAUUCAAUCUAGUUGGCUGCCUUCUUGAGCCUGCAACUUUGCCAACCCAGCUCUACACUGCUCUGCUCUACACAGCAACUACAGUGGUACUAGUGUUGCAAAGUAUGUACUAUGAUUUCUUGUAUAGAUGGUGGAAAGACAAGGAGGAUGCUGGUGAUUCUAAUCAGCUGGUGGAGGAAGCAAAGAAGCCUCUACGGCGGAACAAAUCUGGUGGCUCAGGCAUUCCAAUACCUGAUGGGGCAUCCAGACCAGCACGGCAGCACCAGGCUGAAUACUAUUACACGUCAGCGAGAUCUAUGGCGGGUAGUGCAACUCCACCAUUUAGGUCUAAUUUGGUCAAGAGUGGCCCUUCAGCUUUGGGAAUGGACAAUGACUGCUCUUCUGAUGAUGAAACAGUGGAGGCACCAUCAAUGAAUUCCAUUAGCCAGCCAAAGCCUAUCCCACGAUCUGCAGGUUAUGGUGCAUUCUUGACUACUUCACUCAGCAUACCUCAUCAAACAAAGGCUUUGAUGCCUGUGUAUGCUGCACUUGGUGGAAGGAAACUGCUACAGGGAAGUGGAACAGAACACAGCAGUUUUGGGCAAUGGUUAGGGUGGAUGAUGGCUGCCAUAUAUAUGGGUGGCCGAAUACCUCAGAUCUGGUUAAAUAUCAAAAGAGGGAGUGUGGAGGGAUUGAAUCCACUCAUGUUUAUUUUUGCACUUUUGGCCAAUGCCACUUACGUGGGAAGCAUUCUUGUGAGAACAACAGCAUGGGACAAGAUCAAACCAAACCUGCCUUGGUUGUUGGAUGCUGCUGUCUGUGUCGGGCUGGACUUAUUCAUCAUACUACAAUACAUAUACUACAGAUACUGCAGAAAGAACAGCGGUGGAAGCAGAGAAGACUCCGCAGACUACAGCUAAAUGAGCAAACAAUGAAGACACAACACACAAAUGCAUUGACAAGAAAUAGUAACUUCUCAUCCUCUAGUCACAAUCUAAUGAUCACAGAUCUAUUGUUGUGUAACUUGAGUCUGAUAUUUAUCAUAAGACAACAUUUUCUGCUUCAA